Molecule: messenger RNA, 495 nt
Organism: Parastagonospora nodorum SN15
Lineage: Eukaryota; Fungi; Ascomycota; Dothideomycetes; Pleosporales; Phaeosphaeriaceae
Exons: 1
Coding region: 1-495 (164 amino acids)
Source: RefSeq, a predicted model, not a curated record
AUGCCACUUCCAAAUGAUCCUGAUGUGCAGAGUGCAGAGAAUGCUCGACUUCUCAUUGUCAAACGCAACAAAGCCCUCCAGUCUCUUAACAUCAGCGAAAACCAGACAGACCGGAUCGAAACCGAGCUACACGCUAUCGGGUGGACUACAGCGCUUUUGAAAGUCGCUGACCCCAUAUCUAAUGGAGCAUUCUCGGUGAACGAUGAGCGCGCGCUCCUCUGCAUCAGAAGAUACACCACGCAAGAAUUAGGAACAAUACGAGCGAACUUCUUCCCGGAUCGGCUAUCAGACGGGGCGUUGGGGAAGAAGUGGACCUCAUUCAUGAUGCAUGACAUUCCGCGUUGGAAGUCUAGGGAUAGCGACAAGGUCAAGACGCUGUGGAUUCAAGGAAAAUCAUUCGUGGCGAUUGCAGAAGAAGACUUUGUGGAGUUCGAGGAGAUGGAUUUGGAGAUUGUGUUUGCCCAGCAUUCAGUCAUGAGCAGAUUGAGAGAAUAG